This is a messenger RNA of Pogona vitticeps (central bearded dragon), 2219 nucleotides long. RefSeq names its product phosphotriesterase related (gene PTER). Lineage: Eukaryota; Metazoa; Chordata; Lepidosauria; Squamata; Agamidae. Gene Ontology annotation, molecular function: zinc ion binding. Gene Ontology annotation, biological process: catabolic process. The record is from RefSeq and is a predicted model, not a curated record.
AGAGGGCAGGCCCAGGGGCCGCCUUCCUCUCCAGGACGAAGUCCCGUUUGCAGAGAACGCAGAGUAACGGGGCAGCCGGCGGUCGUUCGGGAUCCCUAGCGGGGAGGAAGCUUGACGGAGUACAUCUUGCAAGAAUACAGAAGCCGAAAUGUCUUUGCUGAGGGGUAAAGUCCAGACUGUAUUAGGUCUUAUGGAGCCUAGUCAACUUGGCAGAACUAUGACCCAUGAGCACUUGACAAUGAACUUCAGUUGCUGUUACUACCCACCUCCUUUGGGACAAGAAGUACUAUCAGAAAAGCCUAUUGAGAUGAAGAACUUGUUUUGGCUUAAACAGAAUCCCUACAGCCACAAAGAAAAUCUUCUCCUGUGUCAAGAGAUAAAUGCUGUGAGGGAAGAGCUGUUGCAUUACAAGGCAGCAGGUGGGGGAACCAUAGUGGAAAAUACAACCACUGGGAUCCACCGAGAUGUGAAGACCCUGAAGCAGCUUGCUGAGGAAACUGGAGUCCAUAUUAUUGCUGGAGCUGGUUUUUAUGUGGGUGCCACCCAUUCUCCCGAGAUGCAGGCUAUGUCUGUGGAGCAGUUGACAGAGAUUAUUGUUAAUGAAGUUCUCAAUGGAGCAGAUGGAACCAACAUCAAGUGUGGUGUUAUAGGAGAAAUUGGGUGCUCUUGGCCUCUGACGGAAAGUGAAAAUAAAGUACUUCAGGCUACAGCACAUGCUCAGUCCCAUCUUGGUUGUCCUGUCAUAAUUCAUCCUGGCAGAAAUAGUAAUUCACCUUUUCAGAUCAUUCGAAUUUUUCAGGAAGCUGGGGGUGAUAUCUCAAAAACUGUAAUGUCUCACCUUGACAGGACUAUAUUUGAUGAGAAGAAGCUUUUGGAGUUUGCUCAACUUGGAUGCUACUUGGAGUAUGACCUUUUUGGAACAGAAUUCAUUUUCUACCAAAUGAGUCCUGAUAUUGACAUGCCAAGUGACAAUGAAAGAAUUCUAAGGGUUCGGAUGUUGAUUGAUGAAGGCUAUGAAGACAAACUUUUAAUUGCUCAAGACAUACACACAAAGAAUAGAUUAAAGAAAUAUGGAGGUCAUGGAUAUUCCCAUAUACUUGAAAACAUAGUCCCAAAAAUGCUUGUUAGAGGCAUAUCUCAAAAUAAAAUAGAUAAACUGUUGAUAGCAAAUCCAAAACAGUGGUUGACCUUUAAAUAGGGAAAUUUAAAAUAAUGAGUUUUGCUUCAGUUAAUGUUUGAAAUCCUGGCCAGCAUAGUUAGUGGUGAAGACUUCUGGAAGUUUAGUCCAAGAACAUCUGGGUAUGCAAGAUUGGUAACCACUGACCUAGAAGUUCAAGAUCUGUUCCCUUUUAAAUGUACAUAGUAUUGCUACUUAGGAGUGCCGCUUAAUAGUGCAGCCAUGUCAGAGUAUAUAAAGAUAAAUAAUUUUUAGCAAAAUAACAAUAAUAAAAAUCAGAUAUUGUAGAUUUAAUGCUUUAUUACUAAUUUUAAUGUUUAAAUACUUCCCCUCCCUUUUAAAAAAAUCCUUUGUGACAAUUUUGUUUGUUGUCUGCCGUCAAGUUGCAUCUGACUUUAAAGUUGCUCUAAAGUAUGUGAGCUAUUUAAGGAGUUGCUUUCCCAGUGCCAGUAUCCAUAGCCAAGUUGGGAUUUGAGUCCAGGUCUUCUGAGUCCUAGAUUGUCCUCUGUCUGGUAUAAAACAUGGUGACAAAUUUAAAUUAGAAUGUGUUGUAGCUCAGAGAUCUCAUUGUAAAUGCAAAUUAUAGAUUCUAAUUCUGUAUUAUGAAACAGUACCAAAAUCCUCUUCCUUAGCGCACAGUAAAUCUCACUGAGGUAGGCCCAUUGUAUCAGUGGAGAUCUGAUGAGUUAACUCUUCCAUAAAUUCCAUGGAUUCAAAUGGGCUUACUCUUAACUGCAACUUCCUUUAGCAUAAUAUGUGAAUAGUUAGAAUAGACCUAUUUGAAUCUAUGAAACAUAUUGAGUUGAUUCUUUAAGAGUCCCAUUGAUACAGCGGGCCUACUCCGGUGUGAUUUGCUAUGCUGAACAACAGGAUUUUGGCCAUUUAAAAAAAUAUCGGAAUGGGAUUCAGGUUUUGGAUUGUGGCUUCAAUUUUAUGUGGUUCUGCAGGGUUUUGUGUAAGUUAUUUAGGUUAUAGAAACCAUCAGAAAAAAAUGCUUCUCAAACUGUCUUCAGAUAACAUACAGUGGACCCUCGACUUACAG